This is a messenger RNA of Formica exsecta, 1896 nucleotides long. RefSeq names its product glutathione S-transferase 1-like (gene gfzf). Gene Ontology annotation, molecular function: glutathione transferase activity. The record is from RefSeq and is a predicted model, not a curated record. NCBI's taxonomy places the organism in Eukaryota, Metazoa, Arthropoda, Insecta, Hymenoptera, Formicidae. Gene Ontology annotation, biological process: glutathione metabolic process. The coding region runs from base 180 to 869 and encodes 229 amino acids. The transcript has 7 exons.
ACACAUGCAUACAUUACUACAGUAGGAUUUGUGAAAUAGGUCACUUUAUAUAUGUGUUAUAAUAGCCUUGAACAAGCAGUGAAAGGCAGACUUUGUGUUUUGUCAGUAGUAUCUUUUACACUUCUCGGACGCAGCAGUCACGCAUAUCGUCUUGCUCUCUAUUAAAUAGUAUACAAAACAUGAAAUUAUAUUCCGUUUCGGACGGUCCGCCGUCUCUCGCGUGUCGUCAGCUGUUGAAGGCUUUGGAUAUCGAGUACGAGUUGAUCGAUGUGGAUUAUGGAAAAGGCGAACAUAUGACUAAAGAGUACGAAGAGCUAAAUCCACAGAAGGAGAUACCUACUCUAGUCGAUCAUGAUCUUAUAAUGGGCGAAAGCAACGCUAUUUUACAAUAUUUAGCCGACCAGUAUGAUACGAGCGGUAAACUAUAUCCGAAGGAUCUAAAAUUGCGCGCGAUUGUCAAUCAUCGUCUGUGCUUCAAUUUGGCGCUUUAUUACCGCAAUAUUUCCGAAUACGUUAUGGCACCGAUAUUCUUCGAUUAUCAACGCACACCAUUGGGUUUGAAGAAAACGAAGAUGGCACUGGAUAUUUUCAACACGUAUUUGCAACGCGAAAAUUCCGCAUAUGCGGCAGAUAACUUAACGAUCGCCGAUUUUCCGCUGAUAACAGCGACGAUGUGUCUGGAGGCCAUUGACUUCAAGUUGGACGCGUGGCCUUACGUGGCGAAAUGGUACGAAAAUUUCAAACGGGAGCACCCUGAUCUUUGGGAAAUCGCGGCGGGCGGAAUGCGGGAGAUCAGUUACUUCGAAAAACAUCCGCCUGAUUUAUCCAGCAUGGAUCACCCGAUACAUCCGGUGCGCAAGAGCGCGUGAGGGAGUUUUCGCAGCAGAAUAUAAACAAAUAAUUAACACACAUAGACAUUUGUAGAUUCGCAGUUUUUCUACAUAUGAUAUGAAGAAAAUGAUGACAAUAAAAUAAGUGAUAUUUUUACUGAGAUUUAUUAUCGACAUAUAUACAUAUAUACGUCACAUUCGCUCGCAAUUCUCUUUCACGAUACUUUGUAUAUCAACAUUAAACUAGAAUUUAUAUCGCAAUACACUUUACGAUAAGUGUUAGAAUCACUGCGAUUACAACCUUCGCGUCGUGUAUUAAUUGUUUCGGGUAAUUGACAGUACAUAUAUGUACAAAUAAAACGAGUCUACGCGCAUUUAAAUUAAAUGUUGCACUUAUCGCAAAACUUAUAUACGCGAUACACCUGUUAUAAAUUAUGUACAAGAUGAUUAUAUCGAGUAGUGCAUAACACAAAUGAAGAUAAUUCACUCAUCAAUGAAAGAAUUCUAUGAAAAUUCUCUUAUGUGAUAACUAUAAAAAUAUUUUUACGAUUAAUAAUUUAAGAUUUUAUUUAUUUAAAAGUUCACAUAUGUAUAUCAUAGAUAUAUUGUUAUUUGAGUUCUCGACUUUUGAAGUUUCAUUGUGAACACAGAUUCUGGAGAAACAAUUCAUCACGAACCUUAAUAAUCGUCAACUUUAUUCAAGUAAAAUUUAAGAUAAUAUGUAUGUGACAACGAUAUAUAUAUUGUAAAUUGAGCUGCCAUUACCUUACCUCCCCCCCCUCCCUCAAAAAUCUUGUUUGCGUAUUAAAUAUUCCUCUUCUUACAGAUUACAAUCAAUCACAAAUUUCGAGACCAUCGUUCACUGGAACACUAUGGUAGAAUAGGUUUAAAAUUUAUUACUCGAGUUAGAAUUUUAUAUAUAUUGAUAAAACUACUAUAUUAACCCUGUAAUAUUACGCUAACACCAUGGGGGGGUAUAAGGGUUUUAUUCUGAGUCGUUGUAAAUACGACGUUUUGUAACAAAACGUGCGCGUUAAUUCUCGUUACAAUAUAAACACUUUUACUA